Miscanthus lutarioriparius is the source of this 576-nucleotide messenger RNA. NCBI's taxonomy places the organism in Eukaryota, Viridiplantae, Streptophyta, Magnoliopsida, Poales, Poaceae. The record is from the annotation of a GenBank genome assembly.
AUGAGCGCGGUGAACAUCACCAACGUGGCGGUGCUGGACAACCCCACCGCCUUCCUCAACCCCUUCCAGUUCGAGAUCUCCUACGAGUGCCUCGUGCCCCUCGACGACGAUCUGGAGUGGAAGCUUAUAUAUGUUGGAUCAGCUGAAGAUGAAAACUAUGACCAGCAGCUUGAGAGCGUGCUUGUUGGCCCUGUCAAUGUUGGGACCUACCGUUUCGUUCUCCAGGCUGACCCACCGGAUCCCUCAAAGAUCCGUGAGGAAGACAUAAUUGGUGUGACUGUGCUGCUAUUGACAUGCUCUUACAUGGGCCAGGAGUUCAUGAGAGUAGGCUACUAUGUGAACAAUGAUUAUGGUGAUGAGCAAUUGAGAGAAGAGCCUCCAGCAAAGGUGCUAAUUGACCGGGUGCAGAGAAAUAUCUUGGCCGACAAGCCCCGAGUCACCAAGUUCCCUAUCAACUUCCAUCCUGAACCCAGUACAGGCACGGGGCAGCAGCAGCAGGAACCCCAGACGGCCUCGCCAGAAAACCACACAGGCAAUGGCGAGGGCAAUGGAAGCAAGCCUGAGGCUGACCAAUGA